UUGCGAAGGCGAAGUGGUGCGUGUAAGGCUAUCUUGACUCGACCGACUUGUCAUCGUUCGCCGGUGCCUACGUAGAUGUUUUUGUCGUAAAUGUAAACACAACAAAAUCCACAGACGGAUAUCCCCUUCAUCGUCCCUUCCUUUUGUUUUUCCGAGUUUCGAAAAGUUUCGCGUUGACUGCGAUGAAGAAAAACUCGACCUCGUUCUCGGGGUGGAAAAAUCUUAUUGUGUUCACUGUCCUACUCCUCUCCUGGCUCUGCGGCUUCGCCUCAAGACUCUUCGCCGUCAUACGGUUCGAGAGCAUCAUCCAUGAGUUCGACCCUUGGUUCAACUACAGAGCUACGGCUUAUAUGGUUGAGCAUGGCUUUUACAACUUCCUCAACUGGUUUGACGAACGGGCGUGGUACCCGCUUGGCAGGAUUGUCGGGGGCACUGUCUACCCAGGGCUUAUGAUAACCUCUGGGAGCAUACAUUACAUACUCCACCUGCUAAACAUACCAGUCCAUAUAAGGGACAUAUGCGUCUUUUUAGCCCCCGUUUUCAGCGGUCUUACGGCGAUUUCGACGUAUCUCUUGACGAAAGAGUUGUGGAGCGUUGGGGCUGGCCUGUUAGCAGCAUACUUCAUUGCGAUUGUACCAGGUUAUAUAAGCAGGUCUGUAGCUGGCAGCUAUGACAAUGAAGGCAUUGCCAUUUUCGCCCUGCAAUUCACCUACUACCUUUGGGUGAAAUCAGUAAAGACUGGAUCAGUGUACUGGGCUGCUUUGACAGCACUUUCUUAUUUUUAUAUGGUUUCAGCAUGGGGUGGUUACGUUUUUAUUAUAAAUUUGAUACCGCUUCAUGUAUUUGUACUGCUUUUAAUGGGGCGCUACUCAAGCCGCCUUUUUACAAGCUACACGACGUUCUGCAUACUUGGGCUUUUAUUCAGUAUGCAGAUCCCUUUUGUUGGGUUCCAGCCGAUUAGGACUAGCGAACACAUGGCUGCGCUUGGUGUUUUUGUACUGAUAAUUGCGAUUGCUGCGUUGAAACACAUCCAGACUGUGCUUUCGAGGUCUGAGUUUAAAUAUUUUUUCUUAGUCGCGAGUGGCAUAUCAGGGGCGGUUGUUUUCUUCAGUGUCGUAAUUUUGACUUACGCUGGAGUUAUUGCUCCUUGGAGCGGAAGAUUUUAUUCACUCUGGGAUACAGGGUAUGCUAAAAUUCAUAUUCCGAUCAUCGCUUCGGUUUCUGAGCAUCAGCCUACUACUUGGUUCUCAUUUUUCUUUGACCUACAUAUUCUAGUCACAACAUUCCCAGUCGGUUUAUGGUAUUGCAUUAAAGAUCUAAACGAUGAGAGAGUUUUUGUUAUAUUGUACGCAAUAAGCGCUGUUUAUUUUGCUGGUGUUAUGGUCCGUCUCAUGCUCACGCUGACACCUGUCGUGUGCAUUCUGAGCGCCAUAGCUUUUUCAAAACUGCUCGACAUUUUUCUGAAAGAUGAGGACAAUCCGUCUGGAGGGGAAAGCGACAGUGAACAUGAAACGUCACCUUCUAAAACGCUUUAUGAUAAGGCUGGUAAAUUACGGAAGAUGAAGCAUGAACAGAUCAAAGAAUCAGAAGGCCUUGGCCCAAAUGUUAGAAGUUUUGUCAUCGUUGGUACAAUCGCAUUGUUACUCAUGUUUGCAGUUCACUGCACGUGGGUCACAAGCAAUGCAUACUCAAGUCCAAGCAUUGUUCUUUCAUCAUAUUCUCAGGAUGGAUCAAGGCAGAUUUUGGACGAUUUCCGAGAAGCUUACUACUGGCUUUCACAGAAUACGGACAGCGAUGCUCGAGUGAUGAGUUGGUGGGAUUAUGGCUAUCAGAUAGCCGGAAUGGCUAAUAGGACGACUCUGGUCGACAACAAUACUUGGAACAACUCCCACAUUGCAUUGGUUGGCAAAGCCAUGUCAUCGACUGAACCGUUGGCGUAUGAAAUUAUGAAAUCUUUGGAUGUUGAUUACGUCCUUGUGAUUUUUGGAGGGGUAAUCGGCUAUUCCGGAGAUGACAUCAACAAAUUUCUUUGGAUGGUGAGAAUCGCCGAGGGCGAACAUCCAAAAGACAUUCGUGAAAAUGACUACUUUACUAGUAAAGGAGAAUUCAGAGUGGAUGCUGAAGGCUCUCCUGUGCUUUUGAAUUGCCUUAUGUACAAAUUAAGUUACUACAGAUUUGGCGAACUUCAACUGGAUUUCCGAGGUCCUCCAGGGUUUGAUAGAACUAGAAAUGUUGUUAUAGGAAAUAAAAAUUUUGACCUCACAUACUUAGAAGAAGCUUAUACUACAGAGCACUGGCUGGUUAGGAUAUACAGAGUGAAGAAAGAAAAUGAAUUUAACCGUCCUAGACUUCAGACUUCAUCAAGAAAAAUUAAAAGAACAGAUAUGUUUAUAUCAAAAAAGACAACAAAGAGAAAGAAAGGAUUGAUCAAAAGCAGGCCGGUCGUAGUGAAAGGAAAGAAAGUCGUUAAAUCUUAGUGGAGUUUUUUUUAGUAUAAUUGUGCCCUGGUUUUGUGAGACAGAAUUCACAAAAAAAAAAAAAAGUUAAAACUACAUAAAACUUUAAAAAUGAAUAAACACAAACAACAAUCCGCACUCGAACAGAGUGCAGAAUAAGUUGCCUCAAUGAAAUUUUGAUAACAUUGUAAAAAAAUUAUGUUUGUCAUCUAAAAAUUAUUAGCAUUUUUUACUGUAAAAAUAACCGAUUUUGUUAAUUAGCACAAUAAAGAUUUACAACAUUUA
This is a messenger RNA of Cimex lectularius (bed bug), 2741 nucleotides long. It is a transcript of the gene Stt3B, whose product is annotated as dolichyl-diphosphooligosaccharide--protein glycosyltransferase subunit STT3B. Bases 183 to 2477 code for a protein of 764 amino acids. Gene Ontology annotation, molecular function: dolichyl-diphosphooligosaccharide-protein glycotransferase activity. The record is from RefSeq and is a predicted model, not a curated record. NCBI's taxonomy places the organism in Eukaryota, Metazoa, Arthropoda, Insecta, Hemiptera, Cimicidae. Gene Ontology annotation, biological process: post-translational protein modification. Gene Ontology annotation, cellular component: membrane. The transcript has 15 exons.